AUGUCGCAUUAUAAAGAAUACGAGCGCAUACCGUUGGCCGACUCGACGCUCGACGACGAACGUUUCCAUGCUGAACAAGCGUAUGCGGAAGGCUACGCCGGCGGUAGCACCAAGGAAUCUCAAUCGAAAUUCCAAGAGGGGGAUACUCGGAUAUGGAGCCGGAUAGUGCGACCCGUGAGCCUUAUCCCGCUUUUCGCAGGCUUCGUCGGCGGCAUCCUCUGCACCCUCAUUCUUCGCUUCGUCUUCCCAUGCUACUCCAGCCCCUCGGACCUUCUCCACCAUUCUAUUACACCACCAUUUGAGCAUCCUAGCGUCGCCCGUCCACCGUCGUAUGCAGGGACAUUUUCUUUUCCCAAGGAUAUUGGCGCGACAGAGGUACACGAGUACCCACCAGCGUCGCCGACAAAUCAGAAGCCAGAGCAUUUCCCGACCGAGAUAGGGUACCCCGGUCCAACGGCUACGGGUGCGGAGCCUGGUUUGGUCAUGACGGCUGGAGCGGGCUUGUAUCCGUCGUGGAAAGGAACAGACGGUCUCGUCGGUGCGCCAACGUGGGAUAAGCACUCGUCUUCGUCGGACGAGUUUCCAAGUUGGAUUGAAGAAGCCGACGAGAUAUCCGGCAAGGGCAAGCCACCCAAGGAAAAAUUCAACAUUUUCCACAACUGGGGAAACCUUUCGCCAUUCUACUCUGUUCCGAGAUCCUCGUUUGGAAUCGAGUCUGGACCAGAGGUGCCGUAUGGUUGCGAGCUGAAGGGUGCGCAUAUUCUUCAUCGACAUGGAGCGCGAUAUCCUACUACGUGGUUCGGAUACGGGUCCCCCAGUGCCUUUGCCUCGCGCCUCCAUGCUGCCGCUGAGAAUUCGACAACUCCACUCAAAGCCACUGGUGCACUCGAGUUUCUCAACACGUGGACAUACAAACUCGGUGGAGAAGUUCUGACGCCGUUUGGACGACAGCAGCUGUUCGAUCUCGGAGUCAGUAUGCGCAUGAAGUAUGGUAGCUUGCUCGAGGGCUUCAAGAACCGUCUUCCCGUGUUCAGAACAGAGUCGCAGGAUCGUAUGCUGGCGAGUGCGACCAACUUUGCUCUUGGCUUCUUUGGAUGGCCUUUGGAGAACAAACUAUUGCUUAGUGUCACCGUGGAAGAGAAUGGGUACAACAACACUCUUGCGCCAUACAAGACGUGUCCCAAUGACAAUAAUCCAACCAUUGGCGGACGUGGAUACUACUACGUUGAGAAGUGGACUCAUGUCUACCUUGAGGAGGCGCGGCAUCGAAUUCAAAAGAUGCUACAUGGAUACCCUCUUGGAAUAGAAGAUAUCUAUACUAUGCAGAUGAUGUGUCCUUACGAGGUGCACCGUCGCACUUGGGUACUCAAGUUUUGCGAGCUCUUUACCGAAGAAGAGUGGGAGGGAUUCGAAUAUGCGCUUGACCUCUACUUUUGGUACGAUUCUGGAUUCGGCAGUCCCGUCGCACGCGCCCUGGGAUCGGGCUAUGUGCUCGAAAUGCUCUCACGACUCACGCAAACGCCCAUUUCGGGGCACUCUUCGCCAAUCUCCGACCCAUCUAAAUUGUUCAGCGUAAACACAACGCUCGAUUCGGAUAGCCUGAUGUUCCCACUCGACCAACCGCUCUAUGUCGACGCGACACACGAGGUGGUGAUUGUAAACAUCUUGACGGCGCUGAACGUGACGGUGCUCGCAGAGGACGGUCCGCCUGGGUAUACGAAGAUGAAGCGUGGGCGACGAUGGAUUACGAGCCGUAUAGCGCCGUUUGCGUCAAAUGUUCAAGUUCAACUUCUCCAAUGCUCUGCAAACGAGUUGAAAGACGACACUCAAGUCCGAAUCAUUCUCAACGAUGGCGUCGUCGCGCUCACGGGUAUCGAAGGGUGUCCAGAGCAAAAGGAUGGCAUGUGCCCUCAGGAGACGUUUAUCAAGUCGCAGAAGAAGUUGGUCGAGGGGAGUGAUUGGGAGUGGGCGUGCCAUGGCAAUUGGAGCGUUCCGGAGGGGGAUAGGUGGAGGACGAUGACGGGAGAUCCACCUUCCAAAGAUUAG
This is a messenger RNA of Serendipita indica DSM 11827, 2046 nucleotides long. The record is from the annotation of a GenBank genome assembly. Lineage: Eukaryota; Fungi; Basidiomycota; Agaricomycetes; Sebacinales; Serendipitaceae.